This is a messenger RNA of Anastrepha obliqua, 4277 nucleotides long. It is a transcript of the gene pea, whose product is annotated as ATP-dependent RNA helicase DHX8. Gene Ontology annotation, biological process: mRNA splicing, via spliceosome; spliceosomal complex disassembly. Gene Ontology annotation, molecular function: RNA binding; ATP binding; RNA helicase activity. Lineage: Eukaryota; Metazoa; Arthropoda; Insecta; Diptera; Tephritidae. Gene Ontology annotation, cellular component: intracellular anatomical structure; catalytic step 2 spliceosome. Bases 98 to 4231 code for a protein of 1377 amino acids. The transcript is spliced from 3 exons. The record is from RefSeq and is a predicted model, not a curated record.
GUUUGCAAGCAUUUUUCUACAGUUUAACACAUUUAUAGCAUUGCAGUGAUAAAAUUAUUUUAUUUAUGAAAAUUAAGUGAAUAUAUUAGAACACACCAUGGAGGAGUUAAGGCGCCUUGAAUAUUUAUCACUGGUGUCAAAAAUUUGCACCGAAUUGGAAAACCACUUGGGUCUAAACGACAAAGAUCUGGCGGAGUUCAUAAUAGAUUUGGAGGAUAAAAAUCCGACAUUUGACGCUUUUCGCAAAGCAUUACAUGACAAUGGUGCAGAAUUUCCGGAUUCAUUUGUUACUAAUCUACAGCGCAUAAUUAAUUUGAUGAAGCCGGGACGUACCGAUGAAGGAACGGAUGAUGUUGGUGGGGUGAGAACUGCCAAAAAGGAUCAGUUGACGCGAUUGUUUCCAGGUUUAGCUUUACCUAAUGAUAAAUUUAGCAAAACUUAUAGCAGUGGAGGAGAAAGCGCCAGCGAAAGUACAUCCAGUGAUUCUGAUUCCGAAGCGGAGAAGCAGAAUGAAAGGAAAACGGAGAGUGAAUCAAAUAAGCGCACUGAAAUGGACGAUGUAAUGGCUGAACUAGAAGCACUUGCACCGAGUAAGCGCGAAAAGUCAGAUAGUGUGGAUGACACAAUGGCACUGUUAGAAGCACUAGCACCGAGUCGGCAAAAGGAAGAUGACAAAUCGAAAGACGAUGAUAUCGAUGACGUGAUGGCAGAAUUGGAGGCUUUAGCUCCAAGUAAACAGAUAAAAAGAGAACAAAAAGCAACCAAGAACGAACACGAUAAUGACAUGAUUAAAUUAGAAGCACAUGCGUCAAGCACACAUAGGAAAUAUGAUGAUGUAAAAAUCAAGUCGGAGAAGAAGAAAAAGCUUGCCCGACACUCUCGUUCACGCUCAAAGGAGCGCGACAGCCACCAUGAACGCAGCAGCAGGCGUGAAAGAAGCCGCGAUCGACGUUCACAUUCAGCUUCACCAACAGAGAGGCGACGCAAUGACAGACGAAGACGCUCACGUAGCAAAUCGCGACAUCGAGACAGAGGACACGAACGCGAUAGAGAACGUGCCCGUGACCGUGAUCGUGAACGCGAUCGCGGUGGACGUAGACGCCGUUCGCGAUCCCGGUCACGAUCCCAUGGUCAUAGCACCAGCAGUAGCAGCAGACGUCGAUCGCGUUCACAUUCGCGUGAUCGUCAUGGUCGUUCCCGUUCUCGUGAACGCGGCGAUCGUAAUAGCCGAAGAAGAUCGCGCUCGCGGGAUCAUAACGAACGUAGCGGACGGAAGCGCUCCCGUUCACAUUCUGCAGAGCGACAUAGUCGUAAUGAGAAGAUGCCACCACCAGCGCCGCUACCCGAUGACCCCGAGCCAGGGAAAAUUUAUACAGGUAAAGUGGCGAAUAUUGUACCAUUCGGUUGUUUUGUGCAGCUCUUUGGGCUGCGUAAGCGUUGGGAAGGACUGGUGCAUAUUUCACAGUUGCGUUCCGAAGGACGUGUCACCGAUGUAACGGAGGUGGUACAAAGAAAUGUGAAUGUAAAAGUUAAAGUGAUGUCUAUCGCAGGACAGAAGGUGUCACUUUCUAUGAAAGAAGUUGAUCAAGCGUCGGGACGUGAUUUGAAUCCGCUAUCGCAUGUGGCACCAGAUGAUGAUCUGAGAGAUCGUAAUCCGGAUCGGCCGUACAGUGGUACUUCGCUGCUUAAUUUGCAAGGUGGUAGCAUGGAUAACGAUGAAAGUGACUCGCGGAAGCGCGUCACGCGCAUAUCCAGCCCCGAACGUUGGGAAAUUAAACAAAUGAUUAGCUCCGGAGUAAUCGACCGCAGCGAAAUGCCAGAUUUUGAUGAGGAGACGGGUCUAAUACAGAAAGAAGAAGAUGAUGAAGCCGAUAUUGAAAUUGAAAUUGUGGAAGAAGAGCCGCCGUUCCUUUCGGGGCACGGGCGGGCGCUGCACGACCUCUCUCCCGUGCGAAUUGUUAAAAAUCCCGACGGUUCGCUGGCACAAGCCGCCAUGAUGCAAUCGGCUUUAUCAAAAGAGAGACGAGAACAAAAAAUGUUACAGCGCGAACAAGAUGCCGUUGCUCCAACAAAUAUGAGCCGCAACUGGAUCGAUCCACUUCCCGACGAAGAUGAGUCCCGUGCUAUGACAAAUACCCGCGGCAUAGGAUCUGGCGCAACCAUUGAAGUGCCUGAGUGGAAAAAGCACGUUAUAGGCGGAAAGAAGUCGUCAUUUGGUAAAAAGACGGACAUGUCGCUUUUAGAGCAACGUCAAUCCUUGCCCAUUUACAAACUGCGCGAUGACCUCAUCAAAGCUGUAUCUGACAAUCAAAUAUUGAUUGUCAUUGGUGAGACGGGCUCCGGCAAGACGACACAAAUUACUCAAUAUUUAGCCGAAAGUGGAUUCACUGCGCGUGGCAAGAUUGGUUGCACACAGCCACGUCGUGUAGCCGCCAUGUCAGUGGCUAAGCGUGUGGCAGAAGAGUUCGGCUGUCGGCUGGGGCAAGAAGUAGGGUACACUAUACGUUUCGAGGAUUGCACCAGUCCGGAAACGGUUAUCAAAUACAUGACAGAUGGUAUGUUGCUACGCGAGUGUUUAAUGGAGUCGGACUUAAAGUCUUAUUCCGUAAUUAUGUUGGAUGAGGCGCAUGAACGUACAAUACACACAGACGUGCUCUUUGGUCUCUUAAAGGGUGCCGUACAAAAGCGGCCUGAACUGAAACUGAUUGUAACUUCAGCCACACUGGAUGCAGUAAAAUUCUCACAAUAUUUCUUUGAAGCGCCAAUUUUCACCAUACCUGGUCGAACCUUUCCCGUCGAAGUGUUGUAUACCAAAGAACCAGAGACAGACUACUUAGAUGCUUCACUAAUUACCGUUAUGCAAAUACAUUUGCGUGAGCCUCCUGGCGACAUAUUGCUCUUCCUUACGGGUCAGGAAGAGAUUGACACUGCUUGCGAAAUUCUUUACGAGCGCAUGAAAAGUUUGGGUCCCGAUGUUCCCGAACUGAUUAUACUGCCUGUGUACUCGGCAUUGCCCUCUGAAAUGCAGACGCGUAUCUUCGAUCCAGCGCCAGCGGGUAGCCGAAAAGUCGUUAUCGCCACCAAUAUUGCUGAGACCUCGCUUACAAUCGAUGGUAUUUUCUACGUCGUUGAUCCGGGAUUUGUCAAACAGAAGGUUUAUAAUUCCAAAACGGGCAUGGAUUCGCUGGUGGUCACACCAAUAUCCCAAGCUGCAGCUAAGCAGCGCGCCGGUCGAGCUGGACGUACAGGACCCGGCAAAUGUUAUCGCUUAUAUACAGAGCGUGCGUAUCGAGACGAGAUGUUGCCUACACCAGUACCAGAAAUACAGCGUACAAAUUUGGCGAUGACAGUAUUGCAGCUGAAGACUAUGGGUAUUAACGAUUUGCUGCAUUUCGAUUUCAUGGACGCGCCACCUGUAGAAUCUUUAGUAAUGGCUUUGGAAAAUUUGCAUUCAUUAUCAGCGUUGGACGAUGAGGGCUUACUUACACGUUUGGGACGGCGCAUGGCCGAAUUUCCACUGGAACCAAAUCUCUCGAAAAUGCUCAUUAUGUCCGUGGCAUUGCAAUGUUCUGAUGAAGUGCUAACUAUAGUAUCCAUGCUGAGCGUACAAAACGUUUUCUAUCGACCGAAAGACAAGCAAGCCUUGGCAGACCAAAAGAAAGCUAAAUUCAAUCAGCCCGAAGGCGAUCAUCUAACACUACUAGCCGUAUACAACAGCUGGAAGAACAACAAAUUUUCGAAUGCCUGGUGUUACGAAAACUUCGUCCAAAUACGCACACUGAAACGUUCGCAGGAUGUACGCAAACAGUUGUUGGGCAUUAUGGAUCGGCACAAAUUGGACGUUGUUUCGGCUGGUAAAAACUCUGUGCGUAUACAAAAAGCGAUUUGUUCAGGUUUCUUUCGCAAUGCCGCUAAAAAGGACCCACAAGAAGGUUAUCGCACACUCGUUGAUUCGCAAGUGGUGUACAUACAUCCCUCCAGUGCACUCUUCAAUCGUCAGCCCGAGUGGGUGGUUUAUCAUGAGCUGGUACAAACUACCAAGGAAUAUAUGCGUGAAGUAACCACUAUAGAUCCGAAAUGGUUGGUCGAAUUUGCACCAUCAUUUUUCCGUUUCUCUGAUCCAACGAAAUUGAGCAAAUUCAAGAAGAAUCAACGACUCGAACCGCUCUACAAUAAAUAUGAGGAGCCUAAUGCUUGGCGUAUAUCACGCGUACGACGAAGACGGAAUUAAGCUGCAUGUAGAAUAUUUAGCAUUUAAUGUGAAUUCAUGUUUGUAA